Molecule: messenger RNA, 225 nt
Organism: Heterostelium album PN500
Lineage: Eukaryota; Evosea; Eumycetozoa; Acytosteliales; Acytosteliaceae
Exons: 5
Coding region: 1-225 (74 amino acids)
Source: RefSeq, a predicted model, not a curated record
AUGAUUAUUUUGGAACUUGUCGAGUUGGGCAAUACUGCAGGUGUUAGGCCAGAUAGAAAUGAAAAUGCAAGAUCCGUGCCAUCUGUUCAAUUUUUCUUUGAUGCUAAAUCGGUGAUAUUAGACAGUGAAUUCUUAUCAAACUCAGGAGUAGAUGAACAUUCAUGGAAGUUGGCAUAUCUCGACGAUGAAGAAUCAAGAGGUAACAACAAUAAAUUUAAUGUCUAA